GUAUUUCACAAGUCAAAGUGACUUGGUAUAAUUGGCUAAACAGUGACAUUUUUUACAUAUAAAUAUUUGACCGUUUGGUGUAUUUAUAUAUCUAUAUCCCUAGAUACAUACCCAUACGUACACCCUUCUCCCUCUCCAUAUAUAAUACUUUUCAGGCCACCCUGAAAUAAUGGUGAAUGGCAACCAUGGUGGUGAUUCUUCUUAUUCCGGUGAGGUGACGAGCAACCACCGUUGGAGUCUGGAAGAUUAUGAUGAUAAUAAGGUCACGGAUAGCGUACAUGAGGCUGCAAAUGAGGAUCACGUCAAGUUCUUGAGGAGAAUAAAAGAAAGAUUUCACAGGGAUGGAAUUGAGACACCAAAGAUUGAAGUGAGAUAUGAGAACUUAUCAGUUGAAGGAGAAGCUUAUGUGGGUGAUAGAGCUCUUCCAUCUCUUUAUAAUGUCACUUUAAACUUUAUUGAGAACAUACUGCAAUCGACUGGGCUCGCUCCUUCGAAGAAGAGAAACGUGAAGAUCCUUCAAUCCAUUAAUGGGAUUAUCAGUCCAUCAAGGUUGACACUACUUUUAGGUCCACCCGGAGCGGGAAAAACCACAUUGUUGCUAGCACUUGCUGGGAAACUCGAUCACGAUCUCAAAGUGUCUGGAAAUGUUACCUACUGCGGCCACCAAUUCCACGAUUUUAUUCCUCAACGUACAUGUGCUUACGUAAGUCCACAUAACCUUCAUACUGGUGAGAUGACGGUUAGAGAAACAUUGGAUUUUUCAAGACGAUGCUUGGGGGUUGGGCCAAGAUAUAAACUACUUACAGAUAUCUUGAGGAUGGAGAAAGAAGCUGGAACCAAAGCUGACCCUGAUAUUGAUGCAUUCAUAAAUGUUACAACACUUCCAGGAAGAGAAACCAGUUUGAUAAGUGAUUAUAUUAUAAAGAUACUUGGGCUGGAAACGUGUGCUGAUUCUAUGGUUGGUGAUCAAAUGAGAAGAGGUAUCUCUGGUGGAGAAAAGAAACGUCUCACUACUGGAGAGAUGUUAGUUGGGCCAGCAAACGUGUUUUUCAUGGAUGAAAUAUCGACUGGAUUGGACAGCUCAACCACUUGUCGAAUCACCAAGUUCUUAAGACAGAUGGUUCAUGUAAUGGACUUAACAAUGGUCAUAUCUCUUUUGCAACCUGACCCUGAGACAUACAAGCUUUUUGAUGAUGUCAUAUUGAUGUCAGAAGGCCACAUUGUGUAUCAAGGCCCUUGCCAAAACGUUCUUGAGUUUUUUGAGUGGAUGGGAUUUAAGUGCCCAGAAAGGAAGGGGGUAGCUGACUUCCUUCAAGAAGUAAUUUCAAAGAAAGACCAAAAACAAUACUGGUUCAGGAAAAAUCAACCUUAUCAAUUUAUCACAAUCUAUGAAUUUUCGCACGCGUUCAAGUCUUUUCACAUUGGACAGAAACUUGAAACAGAUAUUCAUAUUCCAUAUGAUAAAUCCAAAACACAUCCCGAUGCUUUGGUAAAAGAAAAAUAUGGAACAUCAAAUCUUGAAUUACUGAAAGCGUGCUUCGAUAGGGAAUGGUUGUUAUCGAAGCGUAAUUCUUUUUUGUACAUAUUCAAGUCGUUCCAGUUGACAUUUAUGUCAUUGGUAGGCAUGGCCAUGUUUUUCAGAACUGAAAUGCAUGUGGGAAGUUUAGAAGAUGGAGGGAAGUUUGUUGGUGCACUUUUCUUUGGCCUCCUUAUUGUGAUGUUUAAUGGGAUGGCUGAUCUUGCAUUGACAGUCAUGCGGCUUCCAGUAUUUUAUAAACAAAGAGAUGUGUUGUUGUAUCCCGCAUGGGCUUUUGCUCUUCCCAUUUGGGUGCUUAGAAUCCCCUUAUCUAUUAUGGAAUCAGGUAUUUGGGUGGUUCUUACAUAUUACACUAUAGGCUUUGCUCCAGGUUUCACCAGGUUUGCUCAACAGUUCUUGACUUACUUUGCCAUACAUCAAAUGGCUCUCUCCCUUUUCCGAUUGAUUGCUGCUGUUGGAAGAACAGAAGUACUCUCAAACACUUUGGGUGCCUUUACCCUAUUGCUGAUAGUCACCCUUGGAGGAUUCAUAAUAGCAAAGGAUGAUAGUAAGCCAUGGAUGUCGUGGGGAUUCUAUGUCUCUCCUAUGAUGUAUGCACAGAAUGCCUUGGUUCUAAAUGAAUUUCUUGACAAAAGAUGGAGUGCUCCCAAUAUUGAUCCGCGAAUUAAUGCAUCAACAGUUGGGAAAGCCCUUCUCAAAUCAAGAAGCUUUUAUACAGAGGAGCACUGGUUCUGGAUAUCUGUUGGAGCACUCCUUGGGUUUUCGAUUAUCUUCAACAUAUUAUUUAUUGUAGCACUAACUUUCCUGAAUCCCCUUGGUGAUGCUAAACCUGUGAUCAGAGAGGAAAAUGUCAAUGAAGGUACUGAUAUGGUCGUGAGAAGCAGUUCAGGAAGAAACAUCUCAACCGUUAAAAGAAGAGGAAUGGUUCUACCAUUUCAACCUCUUUCACUUGCUUUCAACCAUGUGAACUACUACAUAGAUGCGCCUUAUGAAAUGAAGGCUAGAGGGGUUAAAGAUUGCCGACUGCAAUUGCUCAAUGAUGUUAGUGGUGCUUUUAGACCAGGGAUAUUGACUGCACUUAUAGGAGUUACUGGUGCUGGAAAGACAACCUUGAUGGAUGUGUUAGCAGGUCGUAAGACUGGUGGAUACAUUGAAGGAAAUAUCUUUGUUUUAGGAUACUCAAAGAAUCAAUCAACAUUUGCUCGUGUUAGUGGUUAUUGUGAACAAAAUGAUAUUCACUCACCAAAUGUCACUGUUUAUGAAUCUCUUUUAUAUUCUGCAUGGCUUCGCCUAUCUUCAGAAGUUGAUACAAGUACACGCAAGAUGUUCGUUGAUGAACUGAUGGAACUAGUAGAGCUUCAUCCUUUAAGGAAUGGAAUUGUUGGGCUUCCAGGUGUAAAUGGUCUUACGAUAGAGCAACGGAAGAGGUUGACAAUAGCAGUAGAGUUGGUGGCGAAUCCAUCCAUCAUCUUCUUGGAUGAACCAACAUCUGGUCUUAAUGCUAGAUCUGCAGCCAUUGUUAUGCGUACUGUAAGAAACACAGUUGACACGGGGAGAACUGUUGUUUGCACAAUUCACCAACCAAGCAUAGAUAUUUUCGAAUCUUUUGAUGAGUUACUUUUGAUGAAAAUUGGAGGACAAAUUAUCUACGCUGGACCAUUAGGUGACCGGUCUCACAAGCUUGUGGAAUAUUUUGAAGCUAUUUCAGGGGUGCCAAAGAUCAAGAAUGGUUAUAAUCCUGCUACAUGGGUAUUGGAAGUGACUUCUUCUUUAGCUGAAAUUCAACUUAAUGUUGACUAUGCUCAGAUUUAUGCCAAUUCCACCCUCUAUCAGGACAAUCAAAAACUAAUUGCGGAACUUAGUGUCCCACCAAGUGGUUCCAAGGAUCUCUCUUUUAGAACCAAGUACACACAACCGUUUAUCAUACAAUGCAAAGCGUGUUUGUGGAAACAACACUGGUCGUAUUGGAAGAACCCGCAAUAUAAUGUCAUUCGCUUUGUUGUUACAAUCGUCAUUGCUGGUCUAUUUGCUGCUAUUUUCUUCAAAAAGGGUGAAAAGAUACAUCAACAACAAGAUCUUCUGGAUUUGUGUGGAGCUUUGUAUGUUGUUGUUCUCUUCCUUGGAGCAAUAAAUCAAAACUCAGUGCAGCCUAUUGUUUCUGUAGAGAGAACAGUUUUCUUUCGCGAAAGAGCUGCGGGGAUGUAUUCAUCCUUACCUUAUGCACUUGCCCAGGUGACCAUAGAGUCGUUAUAUAUUGCUAUUCAAACUAGUAUUUACACCUUUUUUUUGUACCCGAUGAUGGGGUUCGAGUGGACAGCUGCUAAGUUUUUGUGGUUCUACUACUAUAUGUUUAUGAGCUUUAUCUACUUCACUUUAUUUGGUAUGAUGACUGUGGCAUUGACACCAAACCCCCAAAUAUCUGCUGUUUUGAUAUACUUUUUCAUCUGCCUUUGGAACUUGUUCUCUGGAAUCAUCACCCCAAAACCGCAAGCACCAAUAUGGUGCAGGUGGUAUUACUGGGCAAACCCUUUCAGCUGGACAAUCUACGGCCUCAUAACCAGCCAACUUGGUGAUGAAAAUUACAUGUUGGAGGUGCCUGGAUCUGGUAACAUGACUGUGAAAGGCUUCAUCAAAGAACGCUUCGGGUACGAGUAUGAAUUCCUUCUUGUGGUGGCAAUAGCACAUGUUGGUUGGAUCCUUCUAUUUUUCUUUGCUUUCGUGUAUGCCAUCAAGUUCCUCAAUUUCCAACAUAGAUAACAUCUGGUUAUUCAUUUAUAUAUAUGUAAUCAUUUUGUUUCUCCAUGAAAGCUCACAAGAUAGAGUGAAUAAUGGUCAACAUCUGUAAAACAUCAAAGGAACGUUUACGAUUUAUGCCAAUAAUAGAGGUCUAAGUAGAGUAAUAAUAAGCAGUCGAUCUUAGUAUAUAUUAAGGGUUUAAGCAUUAAUCACACAAGAACAAAACAAAGUAUGUCAGGAUUCAUGUCAAUCUUUUGGUCCAAUUGGUGUAAAGUUUGAUUUUGUGUAAUUUGAUGUAGUUUG
This is a messenger RNA of Helianthus annuus (common sunflower), 4576 nucleotides long. RefSeq names its product ABC transporter G family member 39. Bases 170 to 4294 code for a protein of 1374 amino acids. Lineage: Eukaryota; Viridiplantae; Streptophyta; Magnoliopsida; Asterales; Asteraceae. Gene Ontology annotation, cellular component: membrane. The transcript has 20 exons. The record is from RefSeq and is a predicted model, not a curated record. Gene Ontology annotation, molecular function: ATP binding; ATP hydrolysis activity; ABC-type transporter activity.